Candidozyma auris is the source of this 882-nucleotide messenger RNA. RefSeq lists its product as uncharacterized. The record is from RefSeq and is a predicted model, not a curated record. Lineage: Eukaryota; Fungi; Ascomycota; Pichiomycetes; Serinales; Metschnikowiaceae. The transcript has a single exon. Gene Ontology annotation, molecular function: NAD+ binding; protein-succinyllysine desuccinylase activity; protein-malonyllysine demalonylase activity. Bases 1 to 882 code for a protein of 293 amino acids.
AUGCUUAAGCAAGCUUCCGAGUUCAAGGAGUAUCUACGUAAUCUGAAACGGAUCGUAGCCCUUGUUGGCGCCGGGCUCUCGGCUUCAUCUGGCCUACCGGUAUUUAGAGGAAGCCAGGGCCUCUGGAAAAACUUCAACAUGAUAGACUUGGCCACACCAGACGCAUUUUAUAUCGAUCCCGGCCUCGUGUGGCAAUUUUAUGCCUGGAGACGACACAUGGCGUUGGCGGCACAACCCAAUGCUGGCCACAGAGCGCUUGCAGCGCUUUCGCAAGAUCCUAGCAAGGAGUUUCUCACGAUCACCCAGAAUGUUGAUGGGCUUCUGACGCGAGCAGGUCACAAUAAAAGACAUCUUUACGAGAUUCAUGGCUCCCUUUUUGAACUACGAUGCACAAGUUUCACUUGCACGCACCGUGAAGAAAAUUAUGACGACCCGCUCACGGAGACCCUCAGAUGUGACGAUGAAUACGAACGAAACACUAAUGACGAGUCAAUAGAUACGGAUACGCUGCCGCAGUUCAGCCCCAUUAAGGAACUAGCGGUCAAGGACCUCCCGCCAUGUCCAGUCUGUGGCUCACUUAUGCGACCAGGCGUGGUGUGGUUUGGUGAAUCGCUUCCCUUGCGGGCACUCGACGGUAUAGAUACUUUUCUUGAGUCUGGACCUGUCGAUUUGAUUCUUGUCAUUGGUACCAGUGGGACUGUUUAUCCUGCGAACGGGUAUGUCGAGAGGGUGCGCCAACUCGGGGGAAAAGUUGCUAUCUUCAAUACGGACAUUGAAGAGGAUGUGGUUGCAGGUCGUGUUGCCGAUACUUGGGGGUUUCAAGGAGACGCAGCCAAAUUGUUGCCAGAGCUAAUUGGAACCCGAAGCAGCAGCCAAGUGUGA